Hemicordylus capensis (graceful crag lizard) is the source of this 2704-nucleotide messenger RNA. It is a transcript of the gene NIM1K, whose product is annotated as NIM1 serine/threonine protein kinase. The transcript has 4 exons. Gene Ontology annotation, biological process: intracellular signal transduction; microtubule cytoskeleton organization; protein phosphorylation. Gene Ontology annotation, cellular component: cytoplasm. Gene Ontology annotation, molecular function: tau-protein kinase activity; ATP binding; protein serine/threonine kinase activity. The coding region runs from base 1285 to 2592 and encodes 435 amino acids. Lineage: Eukaryota; Metazoa; Chordata; Lepidosauria; Squamata; Cordylidae. The record is from RefSeq and is a predicted model, not a curated record.
UCCAGGAUGGAUUAGUCAGUGAAUGAAAUGCCAGAAGUACUGUAUUAACAUGGAUGUAAAAAUAGCUUUGGCUAUUUUGGAACCUCUAUCGUGCAGUAUUGGCUUACAGGCUCUGUUGUGCUUUAAGGACUGGUAUCCUUCUCAGAAUUUCCAUCCAAGCUUGGAUCACAAAGUACAACUUUUCUGUUUUCUGCCAACAAAGGAUUCCGAUUCAUUUUUGCAAAGACUGGUGUCAUUUUUUAUUCAUUUUUGCAAAGAUUUGUGUCAUUUUUGGUUCAUUUUUGCAAAGACUGGUGUGUCGUUCUCAGACUUUCCACUCAAGCCUGCAUCUCAUAGUUCAACUUUCCUCUGUUUUCUGCAAAGGAUUCUGAUUCAUUUUUGCAAAGAUUUCAGCACAAGCACUUGGAUCGUUUGGGUUUGAAAAGGAGGAACGCUUUGCAGCUGGCAACCUUUUGAAAAGGCUCAAGGUGUUAAAAGAAGUCUCAUUUAAACUGAGGAGGGCUGAAGUGACACUGCAGACACUUGAUCCUUCGUUGCCCUUGCAUGGUACUGAAGAGUGGAUUUCCCCCCCUUCUUCUGCCAGCACGCAGCCUGUAGCCUCCUAUCAUCCUUCCGCUUUCUACAGGGACCCAGGAAUGGCAGCGAAAUCAAGCACGGACAAGCAUUUUGCAGCAGGGCUUCAAGGGAGUGCUGGAGCAUUUCCAAACUGGAGCACAAGCGUUGCCGGCUAAAGAAUGUAGCAAUGGAAAUCCCAGCUUUCGGCUCUUGGACUGGGACCUGAAUCAAGGAGGGAGGACUGUAUCAUCUCCUGCCUGAUGAGGUCAGCUGUUCAAAGGGACCCGAUGAUGACUCCUAGACGGAUUCAGGGCAGUCACUGAGUUGAGUGGUUUGUUUGUGUGCGUGGACAUAAAAGCUGCAGAAGUGUCAAAAGGAGCGAUCAUGUUUGGGGGCUCCACUGAGGCAUGUGUUGCCUGCUUUUGUAACAUAGAAUGUACAGCUUUAAUUGCAAAGCCUUCAUUAGUCCUACAGGUCAUGACCCCUUAGCCCUUCAAUUUUAAAUGGCAAGUUACAAAUGGAUCCAAGUGACUUUUCAUCCCAUCUCUGUUUUCUUUUCUUUUGGAGGAAACCAGCAAUGCAUUUGCCACCAGAUUGGUCCUGAAUAAACUUACUCUGCCUUGAACUCUAGCUUCUGCUUAAGCUGUCGCAGUCUCUCUGGGUCAGCAUUCCCAGUGUCUUCCUGUGGAACACCUUGCUAUAGUCAAUGGAUGUGAUUGCCCCUGGACUAUGACCACAGGGUAUGUGAAUGGAGGUCUAGGGGGCCACCGAUAUGUCCGGUGGAAUCGGGAAGACAGCGGAGAGGACUAUACAAAGAGUGAAGUCUACGCAGAGGAUGAACAGGGCAAACAGCGCCGGCUGACUCCUUUUGAGAAGCUCACCUUGGAUAUGUCCCAGGAUGAAAAGGUGGUGAAAGAAUUAACUCUGGGGAAGAGGAUUGGGUUUUACCGCAUCAGAGGGGAAAUAGGCAGUGGGAAUUUCUCACAAGUGAAGCUUGGAAUCCAUUCUCUAACCAAAGAAAAAGUAGCUAUCAAGAUUCUGGACAAGACCAAGUUGGACCAGAAGACACAGCGCUUGCUCUCCCGUGAGAUUUCCAGCAUGGAGAAGCUGCACCACCCCAACGUCAUCAGGCUUUAUGAGGUGGUGGAGACCCUCUCCAAACUGCACCUAGUGAUGGAAUAUGCUGGCGGUGGGGAGCUCUUUGCUAAAAUCACAACGGAAGGCAAGUUAGCAGAAGUGGAGAGCAAGCACAUUUUCUCCCAGAUUGUGUCUGCUGUUAAACACAUGCACGAGAGCCACAUCAUUCACCGGGACCUGAAAGCCGAAAAUGUUCUUUACACCAGUAACACUUGUGUGAAAGUGGGAGAUUUUGGAUUUAGCACAUUAAGCAAAAAAGAAGAAACACUGAACACUUUCUGCGGCUCUCCUCCUUAUGCUGCCCCAGAGCUCUUCAGGGACGAAAGCUAUGUGGGAGUUUAUGUGGACAUCUGGGCACUGGGGAUUCUUCUCUAUUUUAUGACUACGGGGAUGAUGCCCUUUCGUGCAGAUACAGUGGCCAAAUUAAAGAAGUGCAUUCUUGAGGGGGCAUACAUGUUGCCACCGUUCCUGUCAGAACCUUGCCAGAAACUUAUUCGGGGCGUCCUUCAACCAGUACCGUCAGAACGGUAUUCUAUCGAGUACAUUAUGAGCAGUGAAUGGAUGAAGGGAGUACAAUAUCCCACGCCCUUGGAGCCAUUUAAACUGGAUCCAAAGUACUUGUCCGAGAAUGGAACGCUAAGAGAGGAAGAAGCCGAGGUGAAAAAAAUCCUGAACAACUUGGGGAUCAUGGAGGAGCACAUUCAUAAUAACCGUGGGAGAGAUUCUCACAGCUCAAUAACUGGCAUCUACAGAAUUAUUUUGCACAGAGUACAAAAGAAAAGGGCCAUGGAGACGGUUCCUAUCAUCAGUGCACCAGAGCCCAAAGAGCAAGAGUCAAAGAAAGACCAGUCUACCUAUCGGGGCCUCAAACACUCAUCUAAGCUCUGUUUGAUUUUAUGAACUAGGUGGCUAACUGGUAUUCAGCAAACCUAGGAGGACUCCUUGGAUUGGUGCCCGUCAACUCUUACUCUUAGCAUUUUUGUAAUUUUGAAAUAAACAGUUAUGGCCUUAA